CUUUUACGUAAUAUUACAAAAAUAAUCCUGCAGAACUAUGGCGGCGGUAAACUGGCUUUGCGUUCCCUUAAAACGUUCUAGUAGUAGUGAGGUUGAUUUCAAAAAACCUUUGGAAAAAUUUAUAAAAGCGACGUUUUCAGCGGAGAUUUACGAUGAGCUCAAAGGCAGUAUAACCGAGCUAAACAAAUUACGAAGUAACGCUGUUAAUCGAGCUCCAGAGAGACACCAGUCCUCUCUUGAUACUUUAUUAAGAUAUUAUGACCAACUUGUCUCAAUGGAAAGUAAGCUUCCCAUAUCAGAAAACCAGAUCCGAAUCACGUUUUCAUGGUAUAAUGCUUUUGAUAAGGGCUCCUGGCUAUCUAGUGGCAAAGCAGGUCUCGCCAGUGCUUCUUAUGAGAAAAUGUGUCUCUUAUUCAAUAUUGGUGCAUUGCAAAGCCAAAUUGCCGCUUCUCAAAACCUAACAUCGGAUGAUGGCCUAAAAACUGCUGCAAAAUAUUUUCAGGCAUCAAGUGGAACAUUUGAAAUGAUCAAAGAAAGUAUUUUCAGUGUUUUACAUCAAAUUCCUACCUCUGAUCUCUCACUGGAGUGCUUGGCUGCACUGGUUGCGAUCAUGUUGGCACAAGCUCAGGAAGCUUUUUGCUUGAAAGCUAUUCAGGACAAAAUGAAAGACUCUAUAAUUGCUAAAGUCGCAGCUCAAACCUCUGAUUUCUACAACGCGGCAGUUCAAGCCGCUAAUGUGACUGUAGCCCGGCAGCUGUUUGAUAAGGAAUGGAUUCCGAUGUUAUCUGGAAAAAAAUGUUACUUCACAGCACUGGCAGAAUAUCAUCAAGCCGCAGUUGCGAAGGACAAGGGUGCCUAUGGUGAACAGGUUUCCAGACUCAAGGUUGCAAUUAAUAACAUUUCAGAGUGUGUCCGAGUAAGCCAAGGGACAGUGAAUGUUCAGACUUGGUCAGAAAAAAUCAACCGUGCUUAUAAUGAGGCAAAGAAAGACAAUGAUUUUAUCUAUCACGAUCAAGAGCCUCGACCUGACGCCCUACAAGCACUCGGCCGUGCUGCACUGGCGAAAUCUAUACCCCUGGGACCCACUCCAAUAACGAGCAAUUUUAAGGAUAUUUUUGAAAAGUUGGUUCCAACCGCUGUGCAUAACGCUUUACAAGCUUUUGAAUCGAGACAAGCGGAAAUUACAAAUAUUGAAGUUGGCCGCUCAAGAGCUGCCACUCAGGAAUUGAAAAGUAUUUUAGCAUCAUUGAACCUGCCCGCUGCUAUUGAAGAUUUAUCUGGAGAUCAGGUUCCCAAGUCUGUACUUGAAAAAGCUGCGUCAGUGCGAGAGAAAGGAGGACUGGGAACAAUUGACCAUCAGCUGCAAGCUUUGCCUGAGCUUUUGAAUCGAAACCGAGAGAUUUUGGACGAGGCCGUUCGCUUGUUGGACGAAGAGGAACGACAGGACACCCAAAUGAGAGAUCAUUUUCAUGAAAAAUGGACACCCAAACCAUCAGCUGAAUUAACCGCUAACUUACGUGAAGAAUGCGCUAAAUACAGGGCUAUCGUGGAAAAUGCCACAAAUGCUGAUAAGAUUGUUAAAGAAAAAUAUAAUGAGCACCGACAGUCGAUUAUUUUGCUGUCCAAAACUGAUGAGGAAAUUGCGAACAGUCUUCCAACAGUUAAAUCGUCAGGUCAGACAGCAAGUCCUGUUGUCGUAGAGUUACGUCAGCUUAUGGAAGAAGUUGAAACCAUUCAGGCAGAACGUGAAGCCAUCGAAAGUGAAUUCACAUCACCAUCUCAAGAUAUGGCGGCGAAAUUUCUGGGAGCCCUGGCUGCAGACGGCACAAUAACAGAUCUUGAAGGGAUUACAUCAGGUGGCAUAGACGAAAAAUAUGGUCCAUUGAGAGAACAAGUUGAAGAGUCACUAAAACGUCAAGAAAAAUUGGUGGAAAAAGUAAAGGAAACAAACGAUAAAUUUGUUAGAGAGAAGACGUCAGGUCAAGCUGCUUGUGAAAGAGAAAAGAUAUUGAAAGAUUUAGCUGCUGCUUAUGAUGUGUAUACCGAAUUGACAUCUAAUUUGAUGGAAGGAACCAAGUUUUACAAUGAUCUAACGGAAAUUUUAUUGAAGUACCAAUCAAAGAUAUCUGAUCUUGUGUUUGCACGUAAAACAGAGAAAGAAGACCUUUCAAGAGAACUCCAGCAGGCCCUGGCAAAUGCCCCAGCAAGUACUGUGCCAAAUACACCUAAACAUCAUGAUGCUCCAGAGCGUCCCAAACCACCAGCACGGCCGUCACGACCUCCACGUAAAACAGAUCCAACACCUGCUGUACCUCAACAACCCCAAGUAUCCCAACAACCUUUUGUUCCCCAACAAGCUGCAAACAUGCCCCCAGCUCAUGGUUAUGCUCCAUCUCCUGGUGGUCACCCUGCACCAUCAGCACCAUACCCCAGCCCCCCUGGUGGAUACCAACCCAUGCCAACCGGUUAUCAACCUUAUGCCAACUAUGCCCCUCCGGGGGGUAUUGCCUCUAUAGCACCCGGAUAUCCGGGGUACCCUGCAGGGACACUUCCUCCAACAUGGCAUUACCAAGGUCAAGGAUAUCCACAGCAGCAACAAUAUCAGUAUCCAGCGGGUUAUCCCUAUCAAGGACCUCCUGGAGGCUAUCCAAGACAGUAAUAUUGAACCAAUCAAGUCAUACUGGCAAAACUGCAGUAGUUAAAAUCUUAUGAAAAUAUAUUCAAUAAUACGAUAUGUAUGUUAGUACUGUAGACAAUUGAACAGAUUGAGAAUAUCAUUAAAUUAGGAAAAUAUUAGAGCAAUUGCAAGUACUGUGACAAGCAACGACACAACCCUUUUCUAGGACAAGUGAUUGUUUAUAAAUUUCGUCUCUAAAGAUUUCUAGAUUUUCUAGAAACCUAGAUUAUCUCAUUUUUAGUGUUUGCUUUAAUUGCUUGUAUUUGAUAAAGUACACUUGUACCAUGUCUAUGAAGAUUUCACUAAAUGAAAACUUGUGAAACACAUGCAUGAUUUUAUACAAAACAAGAAGCUCGUCAUGUCAAUGUUAGUAGAAUGUCGUUUACAUUUUAGGUGAAAUAUAUUAUGUAAUUAGUUCAUAUAUAACAUUGUUACGGAUCUCUGAUUGUAGACCAAUUUAUUGUUCAGUUUUUCCAGGUAUAAAAGCUGUCGAAACAAGCUACGAUUUUGUAUAUUUCAGAAGGCCCUCACUAGCUUGAAAUGCGAAGACCUUAUGCGACCGCUCUCGCCUUUAG
This is a messenger RNA of Dendronephthya gigantea, 3252 nucleotides long. RefSeq names its product programmed cell death 6-interacting protein-like. The record is from RefSeq and is a predicted model, not a curated record. Gene Ontology annotation, molecular function: protein binding. The transcript is spliced from 17 exons. Lineage: Eukaryota; Metazoa; Cnidaria; Anthozoa; Malacalcyonacea; Nephtheidae. The coding region runs from base 38 to 2659 and encodes 873 amino acids. Gene Ontology annotation, cellular component: endosome. Gene Ontology annotation, biological process: mitotic cytokinesis.